CAACGACAGAAACAAAUCUACUUCAAAAACAGAGAGUUGAGCACAUCCAAGAACAAACUUGGGGAUAUAGAGACAGAGAGAGAGAGAAAAAAAAAAAAAAAAAGUGCUUCAUGUUCUUGUGGAUGGGGUUAAUAGGAAGGAACAAGCAAACCCAUUCAUCAUAUAUGAAUUACACUUUACCAAAUCUUUGUUGCUGAGGCAUAUGAUACGACUUACAACAUGCCCGCUUAAGAGUUUUACAGAAUCUUCACAAAAUUUCAAAGGGAAAUCUUUUUUGAAGAUGUUUUCGCAGCUCAGAUUGUUUGGGUUUUUGAAGACCGGGGAAACGAAUCCUUCCUGGAAGUUCCUCUUUUUGUUUUUCAUAUUUAUGCUUCUACGUUUUGGGUCUUGAUUUUUGUCUUUACAGAUGAUUUAGGCUUUUUAUGAGAUGGGGUUCUGAAGAAAAUUCAUUAUGGAAGAUGGUGCCUUUACACCUAAUUGCGUGUCGGUAACACUUUCAGAGAACAAUAUGGAUUUUGAUCUUAUGGAUGACCUCUUGUAUGAUGGAUGCUGGUUAGAGACUCCUAAUAAUGAAUCUAAUUUUUGGCAGCCUUGUCCAUCUACUUCCAGUACUUCAAAUUUCCCUGAUUAUUGCUUUCCUACUUCAGAGAAUAACAUGGAUGAUUUGAAUACAAACCCGCAUCAGAAAAGCAAUCAACAACAAAACUUCGGUGACAACCCCCCACCUGUUGUUUAUUCCAAAAUUGUGUAUUCCCAAAUAAAAGAGCCCGCUGGAAGUCAAAUGCAAAGCCGGGAAGCAAUCCAAACUGCAGCAUCUUCAGGCCAAUCUGAAAGUUUUCAGGUAGAAAGCACUGAAAUGAGCAGAAGAUUAUGGAUUGCACCAAGUAGAAAUCUAAGUUCUACUUCCUCUGUUAAAAAGAGAUUGAGGCAGGCAGUUGAAUACCUAAAAGAAUCGGCAAGGGAUAGAGAUGCCCUUAUUCAAAUAUGGGUGCCUACAAUUAGAGGAGGUAGACGUGUCCUUUCCACCUACAAUCAGCCAUUCUCCCUCAAUCCCAACUGCAAAAACCUUGCAGAUUACAGAGAGGUUUCCACAAGCUAUAGCUUUGCAGCUGAGGAGAAUUCUGAGGAGUUGGUUGGAUUGCCUGGCCGGGUUUUCUUGAAGAAGUUGCCUGAGUGGACUCCUGAUGUUCGCUUCUUCAAAAGGGAGGAGUACCCGCGUGUUAAUUAUGCUCGGCAGUACAAUGUUCGUGGGUCUCUUGCACUUCCUGUUUUUGAACGAGGCAGUGGGACAUGCCUGGGUGUUGUUGAGAUUGUGACAACUACCCAGAAAGCCAAUUAUCACCCCGAACUUGAAAACAUCUGCAAAGCUCUUGAGGCUGUUGAUCUAAGGAGUUCUGAAACUUGCUGUGCUCCCAAAAUAAAGGCUUGGAAUGACUCUUACCAAAAUGUAUUAACAGAGAUACAAAUGGUUUUAAAAUCUGUCUGUGACAUGCACGGGUUGCCGUUAGCUCAGACUUGGGCCCCAUGUAUUCAACAUGGUAAGGGUAGGUGCCGGCACUCAGAUGAGAACUAUGCUGCUUGUGUAUCCACCAUUGAUUCUGCUUGCUAUGUUCCCAAUCCACAAGUUUUGGGCUUUCAUGAAGCAUGCUCCGAGCAUCACCUACUCAGAGGGGAAGGCGUUGCUGGGAGAGCAUUCAUGACAAACCAACCUUGUUUUGCUGCUGACGUUACAGUCUUUAGCAAGGCUGAAUAUCCUCUUUCUCACUAUGCUAGGAUGUUUGGAUUGCAUGGCACUGUGGCAAUACGUCUUCGGAGCAUCUAUACUGAAUCAGCUGAUUUUGUCUUGGAGUUUUUCUUGCCAUUAAAUUGCCAAGACUCUGACGAACAAAAGGGAAUGCUGAAUUCAUUAUCCUCUGUGUUGCAACAUGUUUGUCAGAGUUUACGUGUCGUCACAGGCCAGGAGCUAGAGGAAGAAACGAUAUUGCCAGUUAGUGAAAUGGUAGCCCCUUCAAGUGGGAUACUUAAUAAAGAAUUAUCCCCAAAACAUGCAUCCUCUUCCUCGAAUGCUCUCUCUCAAGAAAAGUCUUCCUGGAUUGCCCAUAUGAUGGAGGGCCAACAGAAUGGUAGUGGCGUUGCUGUCUCCUUGGGGUAUCAAAAUGAGGAGCCAAAAGAUGAGUUCAAGGUGACAACUCAUUGGGAUAAUAACGAGGUGGACCUACAUCAUGCAUCGAUUCCAAGCCCCAAGAAACUCCAGCAAGAUUCUGAACUCAAAGGAAUUGAGGGUACUGGAGAUCUUUCUUCUUUUGGCAGGUAUUGCCCAGCAGGUGCCAGAAAAGCAGGUGAGAAGAGACGGGCAAAGACGGAAAAGACUAUCAGCUUGCAAGUGCUUAGGCAAUACUUUGCUGGGAGCCUAAAAGAUGCUGCUAAGAGUAUUGGGGUGUGUCCCACUACUUUGAAAAGGAUAUGCAGGCAACAUGGCAUCACCAGAUGGCCUUCUAGAAAGCUCAAGAAGGUAAGCCACUCAUUAAAGAAACUCCAACUUGUUAUAGAAUCUGUCGAAGGCAGUGAGGGCGCUAUUCAACUUGCCUCCUUCUAUAACAACUUCCCAGAAUUAAGAUCUCCAACCGUAACUGGUACCACUUCCUUCUCCACUUCAAAGAUAAAUGAUGAUUUGAAGGAGUUAAAGACUGAACCUGAAGGCAGCCUAUUGAACCCUGACUCCACUUCUUCAAAAUCACCUUCCUCUUCUUGCAAUCAUAGCUCCAGUUCAAGUUUAUGUUUUUCCACUGGAGCAAAGCAGCCACUUGUCACUGCCAGCGCCUUCGGUAGUGGAGAUGCUUUGUUUGCAGAAGAGCCAACUGGGUUGCUCAAGAGAACAUGCAGCGAAGCAUACUUGCAUGAUUCCUGUCAAGAGGAAAUGAAAGUUCUUGCAAGAUCCCAGAGCCAUAAACUUUUUGGUGAGCAUCCUAGUCUUGAGGCUCUACUUCCCUCACUGAAAACAAGCAGCCAGGUUGUACGAGAUGCAGGGAUACUUAGAAUUAAGGCCACUUUUGGGGAAGAAAAGAUCCGUUUCAGCAUGCCACAAAAUUGGGGUUUUGGAGAUUUACAACAAGAGAUUGCAAGGCGUUUCAGUAUAGAGGAUGUCAGUAGAAUUGAUCUCAAGUAUUUGGAUGAUGACUCGGAGUGGGUUCUUUUGACAUGUGAUGCUGAUCUUGAGGAAUGUAUAGACAUAUACAGAUCGUCUAAUAUCCGCACAAUUAAGCUUUCCCUCCACCUAGCUUCCCAUCCGAAUUAUGGGAGUUCGUUUGGUAGCAACGACCCAUCCUAAUGCCAUGGCCCAUUUUAGUAGCUUGUGAUGGGUGACUAAGUCACACAAUUAUUCUAAACUGAUGCCACUCUCGUGUUCUCCCCAUGCUCUCGCUCUUGUUUUCACUCCGGUGACUUAGAUUUUGCCAUCUUUGCUCUCACUCACCCACCCACCCAAGUGGGUGGGUGGGUGAAAAAAAUAAAUGGCUAGUCUCUCUUUGAAGUUGUUUUGUUUUUUUACAAAGGUAACAGCUUGUCAAAUGGUGGGAGGUUCUACACGGCAGGAAUCUGUUCAUGAUAACAAUGCCAACGUUGCAUCUUGAUUUCACGGAUUCUGGAAUAAUGAUGUAAAAAUUCGCGAAUGUCGGAACUGUGAAGAAGAUUCACCACUUUAUCUAGAGUCAUGUAAUUACAUCACUAGCAAGUGAUGUAUCCUUGAGACUGAACUUGUACAUUCAGUUACAGAGUGGUGAUUUUAACAAUUUUUGGAGCUCUCCA
Cornus florida is the source of this 3804-nucleotide messenger RNA. Its product is annotated as protein NLP2-like. Bases 452 to 3328 code for a protein of 958 amino acids. NCBI's taxonomy places the organism in Eukaryota, Viridiplantae, Streptophyta, Magnoliopsida, Cornales, Cornaceae. The transcript is spliced from 5 exons. Gene Ontology annotation, molecular function: protein binding; DNA-binding transcription factor activity. The record is from RefSeq and is a predicted model, not a curated record.